Messenger RNA from Nicotiana attenuata, 497 nucleotides. RefSeq names its product glutaminyl-peptide cyclotransferase-like. Gene Ontology annotation, molecular function: glutaminyl-peptide cyclotransferase activity. NCBI's taxonomy places the organism in Eukaryota, Viridiplantae, Streptophyta, Magnoliopsida, Solanales, Solanaceae. The record is from RefSeq and is a predicted model, not a curated record.
AAAUUGUUAUCUCUAGUGAUUGUAACCGAUCGAGCCAUCAGGGACUUAUGUGCUACAGUGGAAAACUUGAUGCUGUUAGUCAAACUUGGCAAUUGGCAUUCGACGACAACGCCUUUCAUCUAGACUACCCACGUAAAUCUGCCACCCCCUCGCGAAUUCCCGUCGUCGCUCCGGCGUGCCCUUCCCCGGAGUUAUUCAUGACCCUCGUUGCUGAGGUGUCAACCACAUGCCAGGCGCAAGGAUGAGAAAGAAAUCUAAUAGUAGAAGAAUUAACCCCCUACCUCAACAACCUUCAAUGGCUUCUGCCUCUCCUUUUCUUCUCCAUUACAGAAAGAUCUCCGUCCUUGUCUUUUUAAUCCUAGUUGUUUGUUUAAUAGUAUUUUUAAAUACUUCAUCGACAAAGGAAGGCGUGUUUCAAUCCGAUAUGCCGUCUAAUCAGCUUUACACAGUCGAAGUGAUCAAUGAGUUCCCUCACGAUCCUGUCGCUUUCACUCAGG